AUGCACAUAAUUCACGAUGAAGCUUUCUUCAGAUUGAAAGGUCAAAUAUUGGCUAAUAACUAUAUAGGGCUACGGAUCUAUCUAUCUAUCUCUCUAUCUAUCUAUCUAUUUAUCUAUCUCACGCUGUUCACAUCUAUCUAUCUAUCUAUCUAUCUAUCUAUCUAUCUAUCUCCUCCUGGUACACAAAUUGGAGAACUUCUUAUUCCUGUGAAUCUUUUCUCUUUUCACUUUUAUAAAGCUGAUUUUAAAAAAAAAUUAAACUUUUUUCUCUCUUUUUUUAUAACGUUUUCAUUCUUAUUCCUUUUCCUUUUUUUUCUUUCUUUUGGAUCCUCAUUUUUAUUGGUGUUCUUUUUCUUAUUUAUAUCCUCAUUUAAUUUGGCUUUCUUUCCUUUUUAUCUUUUCAUCGUUGAUUUCUUUCUUUUUUCCUCUCUUUUUUUUUCUUACUUUUCUCAUUGUUUUACUCUUCGUCCCUUUCUUUCUUUUUUCUUUCCAACCUUUUUGCAUUUCAUACUCUCUGCUUUUCUUUUAUUUCUUUCUUUCAUUAUUUCUUCUCAUUAUUACUUUUACUAA
Acanthosepion pharaonis is the source of this 570-nucleotide messenger RNA. NCBI's taxonomy places the organism in Eukaryota, Metazoa, Mollusca, Cephalopoda, Sepiida, Sepiidae. The record is from the annotation of a GenBank genome assembly.